This is a messenger RNA of Opisthorchis viverrini, 207 nucleotides long. RefSeq lists its product as hypothetical. Bases 1 to 207 code for a protein of 68 amino acids. The transcript has 2 exons. NCBI's taxonomy places the organism in Eukaryota, Metazoa, Platyhelminthes, Trematoda, Opisthorchiida, Opisthorchiidae. The record is from RefSeq and is a predicted model, not a curated record.
AUGGCUUGCAUCUUUGGAGGAUCUGAACCAAGGACAGCAGCGUCGUCCGCAUACUCAAUAUCUGUGAGUGAACGUCGCCGGUGCAAUUCGACCCCCGAGAUAGGUAGAGAAAUCUCAAGAAGCACAUCGAUCACAAAGUUGAUGGAGAAAGUACUCCUUGGUGAGUUCGGUCAAGAGUUCUCCUUGGUUUCCACCUCUGUUGAGUAA